CAGCAGGGUCCCGAGAAAACAGCCGUGCGCCACUGAGCCUAAAGAGCGCGGGCCGGAAGUUCCGCGGUUGCGCAGCCCGGCGGAGCCGUUGGCCUGGCACGCCGGAAGUGGCCAAUUGGCCAGUCUGAGGAGGUCCCGGCGUAGUGGAUCGUGUCUGGGACUGGCAGCGAAAUGGAGCCCGGGGCAGCUGAGUUGUAUGACCAGGCUCUGCUAGGCAUCUUGCAGCACGUGGGCAAUGUCCAGGACUUUCUGCGCGUGCUUUUCGGUUUCCUCUACCGCAAGACUGAUUUCUAUCGCCUGCUGCGCCACCCGUCGGACCGCAUGGGCUUCCCGCCUGGGGCCGCGCAGGCCUUAGUGCUGCAGGUAUUCAAAACCUUUGACCACAUGGCCCGUCAGGAUGAUGAGAAGAAGAGGAAGGAACUUGAAGAGAAAAUCAGAAGAAAGGAGGAAGAAGAGGCCAAGGCUGUGGCCACUGCAGCUGAGAAGGAGCUGGUCCCAGCACCAGUUCAGGAAAUAGAGAUCGACCCUACCACAGAAUUGGAUGGGGCUCUGGAAGUAAAGAAAGUGCAGCCUCCAGGCCCACAGGACACUGUGCAGGAGGUUGCUCAUGGCUCAGAUGAGGCGGAAGCUCCAGGAGUAGUGGCUGAUGCCCCUGAAGUCACUAGGGAACCUCCGGCUCUUCCCAGGAUUCAGGAGCAGUUCCAGAAAAACCCUGACAGUUACAAUGGUGCUGUUCGUGAGAACUAUACCUGGUCACAGGACUACACUGACCUGGAGGUCAGGGUGCCAGUGCCCAAGCACGUGGUGAAGGGGAAGCAGGUCUCGGUGGCUCUUAGCAGUGACUCCAUCCGUGUGGCCAUGCUGGAGGAAAAUGGGGAGCGUGUCCUCAUGGAAGGGAAGCUCACCCAUAAAAUCAAUACCGAGAGUUCUCUCUGGAGCCUCGAGCCAGGGAAGUGUGUUUUGGUGAACCUGAGCAAGGUGGGUGAGUAUUGGUGGAAUGCUAUCCUGGAGGGAGAGGAACCCAUUGACAUUGACAAGAUCAACAAGGAGCGCUCCAUGGCCACGGUGGACGAGGAGGAGCAGGCAGUGCUGGACAGGCUCACCUUCGACUACCACCAGAAGCUGCAGGGCAAGCCACAGAGCCAUGAGCUGAAAGUCCAUGAGAUGCUGAAGAAGGGGUGGGAUGCUGAAGGCUCUCCCUUCCGAGGCCAGCGAUUCGACCCAGCUAUGUUCAACAUCUCCCCCGGGGCUGUGCAGUUUUAAUGACCAGAAGGAAAGGAAAACCCUCGCCAGCAGGGAGGCAGAGGCCUUGUCCUCAGCUGCCCUUCUCGGCUCCCUGCGUUCCAGGGAUUCGCUCGUCUUGUUCAUCCCUAGCCAUCCUUUCUUUCAAGGAUGAACCAGGCCUUCUACCCUGACCUUGCAUCUCUAGACUGUUCCAGAGAAGAUGCAGGGCCAGCUGCUUUAUGGCGGUCACUGUGGCCAACACUGAGUGAAGGUGUUUGAAACUCAGGAGGGUACAUCCCAGCAAAUUGGGAUCACAUGCUUUUGUCUCCACAGCAACCAGCCACUGCAGGCAGCGCUUCUUUCCUUCUGUGCUCUCUGCUUGCUGUUGUUUGAUGCCGUUCUGCUCGCUUUGCUUCUGGUUAGUGGUGUGGAGUUGCUGUUGGGCUUGCAGGUGAAGCUGAAGGUGUGACGUGUGGAGCGUCGCUUGCCUGAGGGCAAGUGUGGAGUGAUGUGCAGCUGUUUCUGGGGCUGCUCCAGGAAACUCCUUGCCGCUUGACCUCUCAUUGGGUACAUGCAUGUGCAGUCAUGCUCAUCCCUUUGUUAAUGUGCUCUGCCUGCCUCAUCCUCAUGGGUAGAGCAGUGGAAACUGGAGUCCACUCACGUUCUAAAUGCUGGGAGGUUAUGGCCUUAGGGCAGGCACAGUGGGGCUUCUGUCUGUUGUCUGACAGUGGCUGCCUUGCUUUGAUUCUUGCUGAAGUGGGCCAAGCCCAGCCACCACUGCAUGGCAUGUCCUAUUUGGCUCCCUGUGAGACCUCAUUGGGUGCAGUGUAUCAAAGCGUGGGCAGGAGUGGAGAGCUACCACCCUCAGGAGGAAACCACAGCAUGUCCAGCAGCCCAUCUGCAGAGCACAUCAGACUCAGGUCCUGAACAGCCUUGACCUCGAGGGGCCUCUGGGAGGAGGAAUUUCUGCACUGGGCAUGAAGGCACACUGUCUCACCAUGACUGAGCCAGAGAAAGUAAGGACUACCCUGUCACCAUCCUCUGUUCCAUGUGCUGAACUGUGCUCCCUGGGGCUUAUGGCCCCAUCCCACCAGUUCUCCAGGGACUAGCCACGACCUCGGGACCCCUGAGCCUGUGCCCUGAGCCAUGGCUAUUGACCGACUCCAGCCCAGGUGUGAAGACCCAAUUGUGAAGUGUGGGUCAGAGCAUCAGGCCUGUGCCUGGAGUACUCCCAGGGGCACUCUUUGUGCCUAUCACCAGGAAUGUGGUGCCGCCACUACCAGUGCUGUCCAUUUGCCUGGCAUGGUCUCUGCUCCCUGGUACCAUGUACAGCCAGCAAGAAUCAAGGCCUGAAGAUGCUAAGGAGGCCUACUGUCUUAGGGAAAGAACCCUGUUCCCUACAAGCUCUCUCAGUGAAUAUGUGGGGGAAGGGGUUAUCUAGUAGAGUAAGUUCGUAGUUGGUCCUUCCAAAAGCUUCCACUUUCGACUGCAUAGAAGGGAGCUGGCUUAUUGUGGUCAUUUGGGGGUAGAUUUCUGGUUUACAGUGGUGGCCAACAGUCCUAGUAAGAAAGCAUUCCUGGGAAAUAAUCUGUGGGUCAAAACAUGUCACUUUGAUUGUCAAGGGAGAGCAGAGGGCCCCAAAUACAUGUACUCAUUUUGGAAUCAGAGCCCUGUGGUGUAAUAUCUAGAACUGAGCUGGCAAGGCCCCUCUGAAGAGGUCUCCACUCUGGGGAGCAGAACUCUGCAACCCAUGAAGGCUUCCGAAAAAGGCUUUGUCAUGUUUUCCUGGAGUUCCCAUCAGAGUCCUAGGAUUUGCACACCAUUGUGCUGCGAGAGCUUUCCCAGCUAAUGAAAGGAGGUCUCUCAGAGAUUUAUGUGUAAGUCUCCUGUCUUCUCUUGUCCCCAAGUUAACCCCUACCUUGUGGACAGUCUUCCAGAAGGAGUGAUUAAGUAGGGUGAGAGUGCCCUACACUUUGUUAUUUGGGAGACUUUGAGAGUCAUUCACUUCCAUGGUGAAUUCUGUUUGCCUGAUUUUAUUUUCUGUGUUGCAUUUCUCCCCACCCCCUGCCCUGUAAUAAAUGAUAAACCAGCUGAGGGGCAGUGUUGGGUAUUGGCCCAUGGCAGGAGCAGCCACCUGCAUAUGGUCUCUGUGCCAUGCUGUGGUGCUUGAUGUGGUCAUGGAGCCUGUCCCUAUGCACCUUGCUCCCGGUAAGCCACACAGAGCCACACCAUCUGGUGGGUGAUUCUCUGACCCGAGGCACCACCCUGGACCUGCGCUGCCUCCAGACCUGGUGCACUCUGCCUGUUUUCUCUUUUUAGAAACAACAACUGCAGUUUGGCCACUAAGUCCCACCAGCUGAGGUCUGAGGAAAGCAGGGUGACUCAUUCCCCUUGUCCAGGGGCCCAGGAGAGUGGGGUGUCCAGCCUGCAAAGUUGCUCCAGCUCCUCAGUGUUGGUUUGCAAUAAAUCUGUAUUUAAACAGUU
Messenger RNA from Otolemur garnettii (small-eared galago), 3708 nucleotides. It is a transcript of the gene NUDCD3, whose product is annotated as NudC domain containing 3. The coding region runs from base 172 to 1263 and encodes 363 amino acids. The transcript has 6 exons. Gene Ontology annotation, cellular component: cytoplasm. Gene Ontology annotation, biological process: protein folding. The record is from RefSeq and is a predicted model, not a curated record. Lineage: Eukaryota; Metazoa; Chordata; Mammalia; Primates; Galagidae.